AUGGUGCGGGGUGCGAAUGCCCUCCCUUCACCCAAUGGCCUAUCCUCCCUACCCCCACUGCCAUAUCCUUUCCCUUCCCCCACUGCCCUAUCCUCCCUACCCCCACUGCCCUAUCCUCCCUUCCCCCACUGCCAUAUCCUCCUUCCCCCCCCAUGCCAUACCCUCCCUACCCCCUCUGAUUUAGCCUCCCUUCCCCCACUGCCAUAUUCUUUCCCUACCCCCACUGCGCUAUCCUCCCUACCCCCACUGCCAUAUCCUCCUUUCCCCCCCUGUCGUACCCUCCCUACCCCCACUGAUUCACCCGUCCCUUCCCCCACGGCCCUAUCCUCCCUACCCCCACUGCCAUAUCCUUACCCUUCCCCCACAGACAUAUCCUACCUUCCCCCACUGCCAUAUCAAACCUUACCCCCACUGCCAUAUCCUUUCCCUUCCCCCACUGCGCCAUCCUCCCUUCCUCCCAUGCCAGAGCCUCCCUACCCCCACUGCCAUAUCCUCCCUUCCCCCAUUGCCAUAUCCUUUCCCUACCCCCACUGCCAUAUCCUCCCUAUCCCCACUGAUUUAGCCUCCCUUCCCCCAUUGCCUAUCCUUUCCCUUACCCCACUGCCUAUCCUUUCCCUUCCCCCACCGUCAUUUCCUCCUUUCCCCCCCUGCCGAACCCUCCCUACCCCCACUGAUUUAGCCUCCCUUCCCCCACUGCCAUAUCCGUUCCCUUCCCCCACUGCCAUAUCCGUUCCCUUCCCCCACUGCCAUAUCCGUUCCCUUCCCCCACUGCCAUAUCCGUUCCCUUCCCCCACUGCCAUAUCCGUUCCCUUCCCCCACUGCCAUAUCCUCCUCCCCCCCCCAUGCCAUACCCUCCCUACCCCCACUGCGCUAUCCUCCCUACCCCCACUGCGCUAUCCUCCCUACCCCCACUGCGCUAUCCUCCCUACCCCCACUGCCAUAUCCUUUCCCUUCCCCCACUGCCAUAUCCUCCCUACCCCCCCCGCCCCCCACUGCCAUAUCCUUUCCCUUCCCCCACUCCCAUAUCAUCCCUUCCCCCACUGCCAUAUCCUUUCCCUAUCCCCACUGCCAUGUCCUCCCUUCCUCCAUGCUUUUUCCUCCCUACCCCCAUGCCAUAUCCUCCCUACCCCCAUGCCAUAUCCUCCCUACUCCCCCUACUAUAUCCUCGCUUCGCCCACAGCCAUAUCGUUCCUUCCCCCACUGCCAUAUCCUCCCUUCCCCUACUUCCAGAUCCUACCUUCCCCCUCCACUCUAUACUCCCUACCCCCACUGCAGCCGCCAUUUCCCUUCCCCCUCUCCCCUUUCCUCCCUCCAACCUAUGCCUCUUUCUUAUCCGGAAUGGUGCAGCAUUAUCCGUCAACUGCCACGUCAUCAGCCGGCCGGUCCCGCCGCGUGGCGGAUUCGACGGACUGGAUAGCUUCGGCGGUGACACGUAGGUUCGGCAUCGGCGCGGGGCUGGCGUGGGUGGGGUUCCUGGCGUUCGGCGUGGUGUCGGAGCAGAUCAAGACGCGGCGCGAGGUGUUUCUGGAAGAGAGCAACACGCGGGAUGUGGAGGAUGCGGAGGAGACGGAGCUCCCCAAUGGGGUCCGAUUCACCGAUCUGAGAGUGGGAGGCGGCGCCAUCCCUCAGAAGGGAGACCUGGUGCUCGUCUCCCUUACAGGCCGCAUCUCACUACCAGCACAAGCCAACACUAAUGAAUCUGAACCUGAACCUGAGCCAGUUACAUUCAUCGACACUACAGCGUCCGGGGCGCGGGACCUGGUGUUUUCGUUUGGCGUGCGGCCGUUCCCCAGGGGAGUUACUGAGGGGCUGGUUAUGGCGAUGGCGACGAUGCGGGCUGGCGGGAGGAGAAAAGUUUUGGUGCCCGCGGAUCUGGGGGACCGGCAGGGCAGCGGUGAAAUGUUUGCAGGCGGAGCAGGAGGGGGUGGGGCUGCUGGUGGGGCGAUUCUAGAAUAUGUUGUGGAGCUCAAACGAGUGUCCAUCCCGCCUUCGUAG
This is a messenger RNA of Closterium sp. Naga37s-1, 1995 nucleotides long. Lineage: Eukaryota; Viridiplantae; Streptophyta; Zygnematophyceae; Desmidiales; Closteriaceae. The record is from the annotation of a GenBank genome assembly.